GUCCAAGCGAGAAUCCGGAAACUACAGGGACCCAGCCGUAAAUUUGCUCCCCCAAGCCCCAGGUCAAAUCCUGCACACGCCGAAGCCCGAGUCCCGUGCCGAACCCCGCAUUUCAAAUUCCUUCGGCUUUCCCUUCUCCCCUUCGGCCGCUCAUCCGGCCAGGCCAGCCUUCAAACACCUCGCCGCCGCCCGCCGCCAGCCGCCGUGCCCGUCCCGGCGUGGACGGGCGAUAGAGGCCGGUACGCCCCGUCCUCCCGGCAUGGACAGCGACGACGAGGAGAUGUGCGACGCCGCCGCCUCCGCCCCGUCCUCGCCCGGCGGCGGGGUGGGAGAGGGGGAGGGGGAGGAGGCGGGGGGCAUGGACGACGGCGGAGACGGGCGCGAGGAGGUGGUGAUCAUGGAUGUCAUGUGGUUCCAGGUGGACCUGGACUACGAGUUCGACGCGCCCAGGUGGUUCGACCUCACCCAGGAGGAGGCGCCGCGGGAUGCCGCUGCGGCGCAGGAGUGGUUCGCCGCCGCCCCCAGCUAUCCACCCUCUCCCUUAAUUACCAAGAUGUUAGCUGAAGACCUUGGACUACAAACCAUUAGAAGCAUUGCAGAUACAAAUGCUUUGCAUUGUUCUACAGCUUCUCAUGAAUGCUCCAGUGGUGUGGAGCAAAAAAUCCAUCGAUUCGAAGGGCGAAAACCAUGCAAUGGUGCAUUGGAAAAUGAACGCAAAUCUCGCUUUCGAACUACCAUGAAGGGCGCUUCAUUGAGAGGCUCCACAUUAAUGAAGCCUACAGCCAGUCAAUUAGCGAGGCAAAAUAGACAAGUGGAAGUAAAGAAUCCAACACAGAGUAAAAAGCUAGUGGGAGUUAGAAGCGAGAGAAGUACCGUAAUCUCAAAUGAUUGCACUUACCAAUCUGCGAAAAGACAGAGAUUAGAGAAUGGGCAUCUCAACAAGGCUGCUGCUACUGCUACCCAGCAUGAGUUUAUUCAUAAAAAUCAUGAAAAGAAUCUUAUGAACCAAAACUUGGAUCGGCCCACUGGUCUGCCCAGAUCGAAGAUUACAAUUCCUAGAUCACCUAAUUUGGCAACAAAGCUAAGAGCGGAGAGGUCAAAGGCUCUAAGAUCAGUGCAAACUAAUCCGAAGCAGUUAAAUCAACGGGUUGCACCAUAUGCUCCUACAGUCCAAGUGGCAUCAACUAGAAAGCAGGUAGUUCAACCUCUUCGGGCUACUGGUCAUCAUCAUGCAAGCAAACAAGAUGAGGAUGUUGGGUCAAAUGUGCCAGCAUGUACAUCCAAUCACGCGAGGCAUCUUAAGAGCAGUGUAGAUAACAAACCCGAAGAUUGCAGAGAUGAUCUGUUUAAAUUUAAGGCCCGGCCUUUGGAUAGAAAGAUGUUAGCGAGCAAAGGUGACGGUGUAUUUCAAUGUGCAAAAAGGAAUACAACUGUGCCUAAGGAAUUUAACCUAUCAAUAGGCAAGAAAGUCAAUCCAGCUCCAUUGUCUGAACUAUUUAACAAGCUUUCUUUAACUGCGGGAGCACACCAAAACCAAAAUCGUGGAGUAGGGCGUCAGAUCAGUCGUCUGCCAAAUUAUAUCACUACCAAGGACUGCAAAGAAAACAUGAUCGGUAACAUGCAUCACUAGUCUGACCCAGUCAAUGGAGGAGUAGAAUACACAGGAUUUCUCUUUUGAUAGUUAGUGGCUGGUUCAGACUCAACAUCUCUCCACCGGCACAAAGGCCGAGCGUUUGUUUUGGUGUUUUGGACAGUUGACUUAGAAAGAAAAGCUCACAUCCUCUUCGUUUUGAUUUACAAGAUGAAGGCCAUACAUUAUCUGACAUUAGUUAAGGCACCAUGGUUGAGGUGCGUCGUCCGGCGUCAUCGGGUGUGGAGCACCGUUUCUCGUCUCUCAGCUACCCGGAGCCAAAUGAGCCAUGGCUGUGAUGGGAUGGUUUUUGUACAGCAAGAGAUAAACCAUAGCCCAUAGUGUCACUGUGGGGGGCGUCUCACCCGGUGUAUCUGCAGUCCUGCGGCGUUCCGCAGCGACUCCAAAGUGUAACAUAAUGCAAUCGCCUUGGCAAGUUCGUGCGCUCUUGUUCGUCUC
Messenger RNA from Sorghum bicolor (sorghum), 2089 nucleotides. RefSeq lists its product as uncharacterized. Gene Ontology annotation, molecular function: microtubule binding; protein kinase activator activity. The coding region runs from base 260 to 1630 and encodes 456 amino acids. The record is from RefSeq and is a predicted model, not a curated record. Gene Ontology annotation, cellular component: nuclear microtubule; mitotic spindle. NCBI's taxonomy places the organism in Eukaryota, Viridiplantae, Streptophyta, Magnoliopsida, Poales, Poaceae. The transcript has 15 exons. Gene Ontology annotation, biological process: mitotic spindle assembly; regulation of mitotic spindle organization; activation of protein kinase activity.